This is a messenger RNA of Myripristis murdjan (pinecone soldierfish), 1542 nucleotides long. Its product is annotated as E3 ubiquitin-protein ligase TRIM39. The record is from RefSeq and is a predicted model, not a curated record. The coding region runs from base 1 to 1542 and encodes 513 amino acids. The transcript has 4 exons. Gene Ontology annotation, molecular function: protein binding; zinc ion binding. Lineage: Eukaryota; Metazoa; Chordata; Actinopteri; Holocentriformes; Holocentridae.
AUGGGGACUGCUGAGGAUACUUUGAAGUGUCCAGUCUGCCAGGAUCUCUUCACAGAGCCGGUGACACUCCCAUGUGGACACAAUUUUUGUCUCACCUGCAUCCGGGUCGUCUGGGAUGCAGAUGUCUCCGAAGAUGGUCCUUUCUUCUGUCCAGAGUGUCAGAUUUUCCUUCCUUCCAACCUUACUCUGGAGGUCAACGUCAGCCUUCAGACUAAGGUUAGGGACUUCAGCAGUGACAAGACGGCAGCAACAGAGCUACAGACAACAGCAGCCACAAGCGAGACAUCCACUUCCACCCCAACUAUCUGCUGUGACCAUUGUAUACAGGCAGCAACGGUGGCUGUACGGACCUGCCUGACCUGUGAUGCCUCGCUGUGCCAGGCCCACGCUCUGCUGCACCAGCAGAGGUCGGCUCUGAAGGAGCACACAGUGGUGGAGGUGAUCGGGGACCCCCUGUCUCUGAAGUGCAGGAAGCACCGCGAGGAGUUCAAGUUCUUCUGCAUGGAGGAAAGGGUCCCUGUGUGCUGUUUGUGUGUCCUGGCUGGCCUGCACAAGAAUCACCAAGCUGCCCAGCUCCAUGAAGCCUGCACAGAUUUCAAGAGGUUUGCUGCUGAUUUCAGAGAGAGAAUCUCAGACAAGUACAGCAGAAUUCGUGUUGUGCUGGACGGUGAUGAGCGUCUUAUGAUGCAGAUCAUUGACACAGAGGAGGCGUACAUGACAGAGUGGCUGGAGACUCAGAGAGGCAUCAUGGAGGCCCAGAUCAAAGAGAUAGACAAACUCAGAGCCUCCAGUAAAUCACUCCUCCAGGAAACAAAUGAUCUCAAAUUUCUACAGGAGGUAGACAGAGAUCAGUGUGACCCUGAGAGGUUGAGAACAGUAGAGAGGCUGGUGGACGACCUUUCUGUGGCCCUGUCUCAACACUUCCCACGGAUAUGGUCACAUCUAAGUUCUCCUACUUUGGACUCCAAGACAGCACACCCAAAACUAGAAGUAUCCGAGGACAGGAAACAGGUGUACUGGAGCAGGCAGCCGAUGGGUGAAGCUCCAGGCCCUCAGCCGUACGACUCCCAGUACAGUGUCCUUGCUCUGGAGUCUUUUACUUCUGAACAGCAUUACUGGGAGGUCGUUGUCCAUGAGAAACCUUACUGGCUGAUUGGGGUGACCACUGGGCCAGUCGGUAGUGAAGAUGAACCGACACAAAGUCUCUCCAGCGUGGAUGUGAACAAGACCUCCUGGUGCAUCUACCAUGGAGACGGGCAGUACCUUGCAUGCCAUGAUACCCAGGAGACGCAGCUACCCGUUGGUGGGAAGCGAGUCAGAAAGCUGGGCAUUCUAGUAGAUCUCCAGAAGGGGGAGCUGUCAUUCUACAAUGCCGAUGCCUUGACUCUGCUUCACUGUUUCUCUGUGCAGGUUACAGAGCCGCUCUACCCUUUGCUUAACCCUUGCAUUGAUGUGAAUGGUCUCAACAGGCAGCCUCUCACCUUGUUUUGCCUUAAAGACCCCUGGGAUUGGCCUCUAAACACAAAUGGAGGUAAAGAAUGA